UUUUUUUUUGGGUUUUGCCAUUUCCUGUCUCCCCUCCAUUAUUGGCAAUACGUCGCGCUUCUGUCCACUCUCUUUUCUUUGCUCUAUCUAGACAAUCCAGUUGACUUCCCCCAAUACCAUGAAUUAGUGUUUCCUGCAUCCGCUCUACUCUCUUCUUCACUGCUCGUGCUCGAGUUACGGUUCUUUGAUAAAAGACCUUUCUCAUCACCCAUCAGCACCACUCUGUAGACUAGUCCCGGAUAUCCUACUCAUCCAGCCCGUCUUCACAUUACUAUCCACUUCAAAAGGCUUUUACGUCUCCAAUCUAGGAUCAGGGUACGCAUUUAAAAGGUCUUACUCGUCAAUAUGAAGGUCUUCGCUUCGUCUUGUACUUUCGAUUACUCCUGGGAUGAGGUUUCGACUGCGAAUUGGCGCAAGUACUGUCCAUGGAAUGACAAGUCGACGCAUGUCGUAGCAGUGGAUACAUUAUCGAGAUCAGUGGAUUCGUCCACUGGGGUUCUACGCACAGAGCGCCUGAUAACCUGUAACCAAUCUGUGCCCAAGUGGGUUCUUUCGCUCUUUGGAGGCGAUGCGACCUCUCACGUGUACGAGGUAUCAUACGUCGAUCCCGUCUCAAAGAAGCUUACGAUGUGUUCGACCAACCUCACAUGGUCCAAUGUCCUUAAUGUCCGAGAAACUGUUGUAUACAAGCCGUCUCUAUCAGUCCCCUCUUCCUCGACAGACUUCAAUCAAGAGGCGAGGAUUACAGCGCUUUGUGGUGGAUGGCAGAAAAUCAAGAACAAAGUGGAGGAGGCGAGCAUUGAGAGAUUCAGCCAGAAUGCAAAACGGGGAAGGGAGGGUUUUGAGGCUGUUCUGCAGAUGAGCCGUCGAGUUUUCAGUGAGCAGCGUGAACUUGAGAACCGGCAGCUUCAAGCAUGAAAGGUCUUAUUGCCGGAGUUUCGGGCAUAUUUUCAUCAUGAAUGCAUGUCACGAUCGCAUAUGUUGGUGUUUGUUCUUGGUAUUUCUAAAAGCAUGCGGCGCAAGUUUGUUGGCGUUAAUUUAUUAUUGUUAUUUCCCCCUAAGUGUUUCCUUUCAAAUGGGUGAAAUGUAUUUAUUCUUUGACAAGGCCUUUUACAACGCUUUCAUUGUUAUGAAGGUUGCCAUUUAUAGAUAGAUAUCCACGUUCUGGAUUUUGCGAUUCUGUUCAUAUUAUUUCCCAAUACAUGAAAAGGAGAGCAAAUAGCUGGGACUUUGAGCUAUGUUGAGAAUGAAGGAGAGCCCGCAGCGGCUGUAUGGUAUAUAUAUAUAUAUUUUCUCUCUCUCUAG
This is a messenger RNA of Monascus purpureus, 1305 nucleotides long. Lineage: Eukaryota; Fungi; Ascomycota; Eurotiomycetes; Eurotiales; Aspergillaceae. The record is from the annotation of a GenBank genome assembly.